CAUUCGCGAGCCGUAGCGGCGGCGGAGCGGAGCGGCUGAGCCGCGAUGAAGCCGAGCCCGACGGCGGCCGCCGCCGCUGCGGGGCCGGGGUUGGGGCAGACGGCGGGGGGAGCAGAUGCUCGUUGGAGGGAGAAGGGCGAAGCGGAGGCGGAGAGGCAGAGAACCAGGGAGCGGCUGGAGGCCACGCUGGCCGGGCUGGGCGAGCUGGAGUACCUAAGGCAGCGGCAGGAGCUGCUGGUGAAGAGCCUCCUGCUGCGGAGAGCCCCGGGAGCUCAGGGCGGCCGCGGGGAGCAGCAGGGCGAGGGGCCGCCGCCUCGCAGCCUGGAGGAGAAGUUCCUGGAGGAGAACAUCCUCCUGCUGCGGCGGCAGCUGAACUGCUUGAGGAGGAGGGAUGCUGGCCUAUUAAAUCAGUUGCAAGAGCUAGAUAAGCAAAUUAGUGACCUCCGUCUGGACGUGGAAAAAACAACAGAUGAACACCUUGAGACAGACAGUCGUCCAAGUUCAGGGUUUUAUGAGCUGAGUGAUGGAGCUUCUGGAUCGCUCUCCAAUUCGUCUAACUCUGUCUUCAGUGAGUGUUUAUCCAGUUGCCAUUCUAGCACUUGCUUUUGCAGCCCUUUGGAGGCAACACUGAAUAUCUCAGAUGGACGCCCUAAAUCUGCAGAUCUCAUAGGCUGGAUGGAUUAUAAUAAAGAAAGCCAACGUGAGGACCAGGCCGCGGGCUCUGUGUGUCGCUCUUUGUCCACACCGCACUCAAAUUCCCUCGAUGUCGUUGCAGAUGUCCACCCAAAGUACCAGUGUGAUCUGGUGUCUAAAAACGGGAGUGAUGUCUACCGGUACCCCAGCCCACUCCAUGCAGUAGCUGUGCAGAGUCCCAUGUUCCUUCUCCCUGUGACUGAGAACCCCCAGCGAGAAGAGGAGAGGCUUGACUGCGACAUUACCGAUGUUUGCGCCGGAUCUGAAACAGACUCAGGAAAAGCAACUGAUGCCUUUCUCCCACCAGGCUCCUGGCCUGCCUCGUGCCCGUCUGCCAGCAAGAGGAUAGAUGGCUACAUCUUAAGCCUGGUUCAGAGAAAGACUCACUCUGUGAGGACUAACAAACCAAGGACAAGUCUCAACGCCGAUCCCACCAAAGGGAUCUUGCGACAUGGCAGCAUGUGUGUCAGGCAGGCUGCUGGUGUGGUUUCACACAGCAACGUCGUGAACCUGAAGAGUGCAAAGCAAGUGAGCUUGCCAUCCAGUGGGGCAACUGCUCCAGACAACACUGCUCCCUCCCCACUCAAGCAGAGGCCGAGGGAAGCAGGUGGUGAACAGGUGGAGAGCAGAAAGGUGCUUUUGCCAUCGACUUUUCCACCCAGCGAAGUCCAGAGCAAGCAUCAGCCGCGGGGUGCCAAGGCGGUGCCUCCGGAGAUCAACCGACAUGCAGUGGCUGCCACGGGGGAUGUCCCCAAGGAAGGCAGCCAGCACUUCGCUGCAUCACCCAAAGAGAGCCCAGGGAAGCCAGUGGUGCUGCAGCCAGAGACCAGGGUCAGCCAGCCUCCCAAAAAGGUCCUGCUGAAGAGCAGCUCGCAGGUGGCUCACUCGUCAUCACCUCCUGUGGAGGAGAGGCCUGCACUGGACUUCAAAAGCGAGGGCUCUUCCUCUCAGAGCCUCGAUGACGGAUUGCUGGUGAACGCCCAGUACAUCCCAGCCCAGCAGCAAAGCGUUAAGCUCCACAAAGGCACCAGGAACGUCAAGAUAUUGAAAAGCUCUGCGCUGAAGCACAGGCCGCACCUCGCCAAUGGGCUCGAGAACGGUGCUCAGGCCUUGCGGGAGAAAGGCAAGCCGAUGGGCAAGAAGUGCCGCUUUCCCGAUGAGUUGGAUACAAAUAAGAAACUGAAAAAGCCCUCCUCGAGGGGCAAGCGUGGCGGCGGCCUGCAGCCAGAGUCAGGCCUGCAGGGGCGGCCAACCGGCCUGCAUAAAUCUGUGGUCAGGUCGCACGGACACGGCCGGGAGGUGGUGGUGGCCAAACCAAAACACAAGCGGGCUGACUACCGCCGGUGGAAGUCUUCAGCAGAGAUCUCCUACGAGGAGGCCCUGCGGAGGGCAAGGAGGAACCGGAGGGAUGGUGUAGGAGUCUACGCUCAAGUUCCUCUGCCAUAUGUCAGCCCGUAUGCCUAUGUGGCCAGUGACUCGGAGUAUUCGGCAGAAUGUGAGUCUCUGUUCCACUCCACCGUGGUGGACACGAGUGAGGACGAGCAGAGCAACUACACAACGAACUGCUUCGGAGACAGCGAGUCCAGCCUGAGCGAGGUGGAGUUCGUCGGGGAGAGCACCACCACCAGCGACUCUGAUGAGAGUGGGGGUCUCAUUUGGUCCCAGUUUGUCCAGACACUCCCCAUCCAGACCGUCACCGCUCCAGAGCUGCAUGAAAAUGCAGCAAAGGCCUUUGUCAAAAUCAAAGCCUCCCAUAACCUCAAGAAGAAAAUCCUGCGCUUUCGGUCAGGCUCCCUGAAGCUCAUGACGACCGUCUAAUGAAGUGACUUGGUGGAAUGUAUCUGUUUCUGCUUUUGGAAGCAAGGUGCUUUUUGUGUACAUAUUUCCACAGAUUUUUUUUGUUUUUGUUUUUUUUUUAUACAAAUAUUUAAAACUUAAGGUAAAUUAUGUCACUUGUCUUCAGAACUUGGGUGGAUACUAGUGCCUUUUAAAUGGAAAUAAAAGACCAUUAUGUUUGUUUAAAAGAAUAACCUAUAACACUGCCAUUUCAGUGGUGAACAGCCUCCGGUGUGUGGUAUCAGAAGGCUUUGAAAAAAAGGCUCAUGUUUUUGGGAAUGGAUCAUCUUUGCCUAGAUUUUUCCAAUUCUGGGUCUUAUACAGGGUAUCAGUAGCUUAAGGUAAUACAUUUUUGGGGGAGAGGGGGAGGGCGUGUGGGUGGUCUUAAUGUUUUUGCUUGUCCCUUUUCUGCUGCUUCUGGUGCCACAUCUUGAACUUGUUCCUCCUGACAGUCCAGCCUGUUUUUGUUUCUUUCUCUUGUUGAUUCUCUUCUUGAAGCUGGCCCCAUCCUCCCCCAACCUUCUCCCAUGUGGAAAGGGCUCCUGUUAAAUCCAUCUCCAAGGUUAAGUUGCCUUCUCGGGAGCGCACUCUGCUCUGAUUUCCUGGGAGUCCCAUUGUGGACUGUGGUGGUGUUUGGAAUAAACUGUUGGAGCAGCUGCCCCAGGCUUAGUAACUUCAGUAUAUUGUGUAAAACUGCUUUUGAAAAGAAAAAACAAACCAUAUGCAUGUCACGUGCAUGAUUAUCAGUAGUUUUAAUAUUCCUGUUGAUGUCCAAUUUACUGUACAUCAUCAAUGGCUGUUUUUAUAUAUAUAUAUCAUUGUGUAAAUUAAUAUAACACAUCAUAUGCUGUAAUAAACAGUCUGUUUUAAUAUUAUUUUUUUGAGUUUGUUACAUUGGGACAGACUCAAUUUAUGGUUUUGUAUUGGCGUUGUCACCACCUCAGUGUCUCUUUAAUGUGGCCUGUUAACAUUCCCUGGAAUUCGGUCGUGCAGGAAAUGGAGCAAGUUUAAAAUGUUGCUGUGUGUGUGAUUUGUGCUUUGAGAGAACUGGAUAGCCAUGGCUCUUCUUGUUCUUCCAGUGACUUGCAUUUAUUAGGGGCAGGAUUGGGCCUGAGGACACUUCUGAAGCCUACUGUAGCGAACCCACUUCAUUGGGGUGUUGGACUGGGUGAUCCCAGACGAUCCUUCCAACUUCUGUGAUUCUGCAGUUCUUCAGGGUGUUUCUCAUGAGCAGCUUGCGUUGUGGAGCAGAUGGAAAUGUAAUAUUAAUCCUCUUCGCUUCAGGGACUUGGAGGACCUUGGUUGGUACAAGUGAAGGGCAGAUGGUAGGGUGCUGUAACCAAAUGGAUCUGUGUAACGCAACAGGUGUGCCUAUGAAGUGAUCAGUAAAUGGACUGCCCAAAGCUGUGUGCUCAGGGUGGCCAAAGUGUAGGCUUGUGUGUACCUGAUAGGAAUUUCUGGGGUGUUUGUGCAGCCUGUUUGGUCCAUAGUAAGAUCAGCAGAGCAGAUACAUUCCUCCGUGGUUUCUCUAUGUCCUUCCUGCUGUCACCUGCUGUAAGGCAGAACAAUACUUUCUCAGGUUUCCUUGUGUAGCAAAUAUGGGAAGGAGAGAUUCACCAAGAAUUAAAUGUCUCUGUGAACAGCUUCUAAGACAGUGGUAACAAUUUUUUCUAAGAGGUGGAUUUCAUCUUCUUAACUUGCAGGGUGUAGUGAAUCCCUGCAUGUUAGAUGUCUUUCACAUUACAUACUUUCUAUUACUUUCUGUAAGGGGCCAUGCAGUAUGGUCACAAGUUUUUGAGUACAGGAGCCUCAAAAGUCCUUUCUUUUCCAUUUCUCAUGAUAGAGGAGAAGCUGUAACUCACCUUAGCUGGUCUUAACCCUCCUGUAGCGUUACAUGUGGAAGGGCAGUCUGCAUACAAAUAGAAAACAUAAAAUGUUAUAUAUAUAUAAAUAUGUACAUUUUAUAUACUAAUAUAGAAUAGUUACUUCAGAAAUUGCUGGACAAUGGCUGCCACUACAGAGAGCGGUGAGGAAAAAUGUUUGUUACUCAACACAGUUCUGCUGAAGCUGAGAGCAGCUCAAUACAUCCUGUUAAUAACUGAUGGGUGUUACAUCAAACAAAGGGAAUGUCAAGAAGCUUGUCAAACCUAGUGGUUUCUUUCCUAGAAUAUCUCUUAAUCAUGCCACAUAAUCUCUCUUCAAGCAAGAAAACCACAUGCAAAUCCCUGUAAAUCUCCUCAAAGGUGCAGCAGAGAGGAGAUGCAGACAUGCACUCUGUGUCUGCGACUGUAAGGGAGCUGCUGGUGGGAAAACAACCUGGCCAGCAGCUUUGGAAAGGCAAGUCUUAAUUGCAAUGCUACAAUGCAUUGUCUCUUACCACCUGAAGAGGGUUGGUUUCCAAGAGCAAGCUGCUGGAUAGUUGAUAAUUGAGUAAAAGAAUAAGAAAAUAGCUGCUUAAAUAUCACUAAGACUGUAUCAGCUGCAACCGGUGCAUUCUGUAGCACUCUCAUGGAAUAGCUUAGUACCAGAUGGGGAAAUGUGCUGAUGGCAUCUCUUUCAAUUGCAUCUGUCUCCUUUCAGUUUGCAGAAGGAAUUUUCCUGCAUAAUUUAGGUAAGCAUCCCAAAUCAUUUAAAGAGGCCUCAUUUUUGUUUUUUCUCUCCCUCUCCUUCCCCUCUUCUUUUAUUUAUUUAUUUUUUUUUAAUAAAAGAUCUUCCAGUGCCAGUAAAGUACUUGAUAUCGCAGCACAUUCUCUUCUCUGGUUCCAAUUUAGGAAGCACGCCUCUGUUAGUAAGUUUUUGCAAUGCUAGGUUGAAAAACAUCUUCAAAUCUUGGAGACCAGUUAAAUACCUGGCACUUCUUUAAGCUACCUGGCUUUCCAGCUCUGCAGCCUGGAGCACUUACCAAUGCAUUUUUUUCAUAAUAUUCGUGUUUUAAUUAUCCCCAGUGCUUAUGGCAGUCUUUGGAAGUCAGAAGCUGUGAGGUUUGUCUUCAGUGCCCCAGGGCCUAUUUCAAGGGUAGGAAUAGUUGUGGUGAGGAUGGCUGGGUUUAUACCCCUAUGCUUGGUGAGCACAGCAAACAUUUAGCAAGAGCAGACCCCUUUGGCUGGGUUUCUUGUGAUUUAGGUUAUAUAGUGUUGCUGUACAUCUCCCAGCCGUUCCCUGAUGAGGUGUUUCAGAGGGAGUCUAUCCAACCUGUACAAACUUUCUAGUUUUAAUUCUGGCAUGGGGUUCAUCCUGGAUAAGGACUGAAAACAGACUCCCCACAACAGACACCUUCCCUAACCCCAAUCUGUUUGUUGACUCUAAGAAAGGUCAGAGGUCUUCAGGUGGCAGCCAACAAAGCCACCCUUGAGGAGCCUUAAUUGUUUUUGCCACAAAGAGCAAGAAGGUUUUUAUUAGCUGUGAUGGCCGCUCAACAGAUGAUUCAUCACACUGGGCUUGGGUCUCCUGCAGCAUGUGAUAAAGGCAUUUUUAAUAGCUGCAAUGAGCAUCUAGUCUGUGUCUCUGGAGAAACCAACAAUCAUGCAUACAACUAAGCUAGUAUGACAAAAAUGAACCAUUCUCAGCUCUUUGCAGCAUAAUCCUCACACUGACGGUUCCUGUGCUCAGUUCCAAGAGGAUACAAAGACUGCAAACCAAUAGAAACAAUUUGUAAAGCCCAAAUCUAUCUUUCAAGUCUGCAUUUCCCAUGAUUUGCUCUAAACCUCCAAAGGGAUUGUGUUGAGGCUCCUUGCGUGGAAAUGGUGUUUUAUUUCUCUGGCAAAACAGAAUAGAUGGAUCACUGCAGUAAGAAACAAUUGCUCUGGGACUUAAAAAUCCCACAGUGCUGGUAUGAGGGGAGACAUAUGGAAGCAAGUGGGAGAUCAGUUAAAAAGGAUAAUAGAAAGUGCUUUUCCUUUUUUAUUUUUGCUCAGCAAGGAAUUUGCUGCCACUGGCAGUAGCAAUACGGAUGUAAUGUCAGCGAGUUCAAAGGAGAUAGACAAGGUAUUACAGUAAGGAGGGGAGGAUAUGUGCUCUACCAUCCCCAAUUAAUGACUGUGAAAGCUGGGAGGGACGAUGAGUGAAUGGACUUCAGAGAGUGGCCAGGCUUGCAUGCUCUCUCUGCAGAUUGUUGCAACUUUGAAGAGCCUUUAGGUGAGAAGACCAUGAUCUUGGUUUAACUUAUGGAAGUUGUCUAUGCAGCAGAUUUCCCCCAGUCUUCUUCAUUCUUUUGUGCUCAGAACUGUUGCUGAAAAUGAGGUUUGCACUGUCAUGCAAGGAAGUUUACUUUGCAUGCUUGGUUGAUGGUGGCAUAUACUUCUUCAAACAAUGAACAUGUGUUCCUGGUCACUCACCUUCCUAUAGCAAAAUUAUUUAUUUCCACACUUUCACAUACAUAGUCUGUGCUGAAGUCCUGUAUAAUACCAACUCAAGCAGGACUGGCGGUCUGCCUGAGAGUUGAAGGGCUCUGUAGGGGGUCUGGAUUGCUAGGUUGAUAGGCUGAGUCCAACUGUGUGAUAUGCAACAAGAUGAAAUAUGGGUGCUACACCAGGGUCACAAAAUCUUCAUACAGUGAUACAGGUGUGGGGAAGAGUGGCUGAAAAGCUGCCUAGCAGAAAGGGACUUGUGGGGGACUGUCCUGUCAUACAUGGCACUAGCUCCUCAAAUACUGUGUUCAGUUCUGAAGAGUAUAAAAGAAGGGUAUUGAGUUCCUCAAGCGUGUGCAGAGAAGAGCAAUGAAGGUGAUGAAGGGACUAGAAAAAGAGUGUUAUGAGGAGCAGCUCAGGGGCUGAAGCUACUCAGUCUGGAGAAGUGGAGGCUGAGGGGAGACCUCAUCACUCUCUACAGCUGUCUCAAAGUACAGUGAAGCAAGGAGGAUGUUGGUCUCUUCUCUUGGAUGAAUGGUGGUAGUAUGUGAGGAAAUGGCCUCAGGUUGUACAGGGGGAGGUUUAGAUUGGUGUGAGGAAGAAUUUCUUUGUGUAGAUGAUGGUCAAUCAUUGGAAUGGGCUGCCUGGGGAAGUAGCUGAGUCACAAUCCCUGUAGGUAUUUAAGAAAUGUGUGGAUAUGGCAUUAAGAGAUGUGGUUUAGUGAUGGGACUUGGCAGGUCAGGUUGAUGGUUGAACUUGGUGAUCUUGAAGGUAGUUUCCAACCAAGAUGAUUUUAUCAUUCUAUUAUAUUGAACAUCCUCCCGUUGUAAUGGAAACACAGCUAUGGAUAUGGUUGAUAUACAAGCCUACAGUAGGCUGCAAUGUUGGGCAGCAAUUUUACAUCCUUCUACAAUUGCUCCUAAACUGUAGAAAAAGUUGAUGACUUCCAACUCAAACAAACUGUCCUAGUGGCAGAGCACUGGGCAUUUACUGCACCUUGCCUUGGGACUCUGCUGUCCUUGGAGAAUUUAGUUCUUUCAAUGGUUACUUCUACAUAGACACUUCACUCCAGGGGCACAGCAAAUGUGCUUCUGUCUGGACAGGGACAUGGGGCCUGAAUCAGUGAUGGCUGCCUUGAACUGUGAUGGCUGGUCCAAAGAUGUGGAGAAAUUUGGUCCAAAUGAUAUUGGGAACCAUGCUAAUUCUAGGCUGAAGUAAACACUUAAACUGUAUAUAUUGUACCCGUGGGGAUCUCACUUUGGAUCUGCUCUUUUUGUGUGGAAUGGCUUAUUGAUGUAAACAGAGCCUCUUUCUCAAUUAAUGGCCUUUGUUUCCAUGCUGUAUUCCUUUAAGAUCAAUAAAGUAUAUUAGCAUUAAUAA
Molecule: messenger RNA, 8255 nt
Organism: Coturnix japonica (Japanese quail)
Lineage: Eukaryota; Metazoa; Chordata; Aves; Galliformes; Phasianidae
Gene: DACT1
Product: dishevelled binding antagonist of beta catenin 1
Biological process (GO): regulation of Wnt signaling pathway, planar cell polarity pathway; negative regulation of canonical Wnt signaling pathway; negative regulation of JNK cascade
Cellular component (GO): cytoplasm
Source: RefSeq, a predicted model, not a curated record